Impatiens glandulifera is the source of this 966-nucleotide messenger RNA. RefSeq lists its product as uncharacterized. Lineage: Eukaryota; Viridiplantae; Streptophyta; Magnoliopsida; Ericales; Balsaminaceae. The coding region runs from base 1 to 966 and encodes 321 amino acids. The record is from RefSeq and is a predicted model, not a curated record. The transcript has 2 exons.
AUGUACGGACAAAGGGAACUACCGCACUAUACAGCUCCCCGGAUCGAUACGAGUCCAGCUCACGGUCCGACACCUCCAAGGGCGAAUCCGGCAACAGAUGACACCGAUGAAAGGACGGACCCUCCUCUCACCGGGCAGUCUCCACAUAAACAACCGGAAGUCUCCGAACCGGGCGUCACAAAAGAAUGGGUCCAGAGUCUCUUUCAAGAAUUUGAAGACUCGACAGUUAACCCACUAGAAGAAAAGAUAUACGACCUCCGAGAUAAAAGAAAACUUCGACGGUUUCAAAGAGAGACCGAUCAACGAUUGACGGAGGUUACUGAGGACCUGGUCGGCACAACACUUGGACGGGUCUCCGAACUUGAGAAGAAGAAUGAGGGUCUCGAGGCCGAGCUCAAGGCGCUCACCGCACAAGUUGCCGAACUACUCAAUGCUAAAAUAAAUGCGGAUGACGCGGUUGUAGAGGCAAAUGCCCGAGCGGCUCAAGAAGUCCAGGAUGCGUUGGACAAUGAAGCAAGAAAUGCGAAGGAUCCACCACGACUUCCCGAAGAGGAAGAAGCCGACCGAAUUCGAAGGACAGAGGCUCAGUUCCCGGGAUUUGCAAAGACGGUAGCCGCUCAAGCGGCGAAGGAUGCUGAGCGGUUAGAAAGAGAAAGACAAAGGUUAGAAAGCUUUGCAGCCGAUAACAAAAAGAAAAAGGCGGACUCUUCCAUUUCAGUUCCGACAAAGCGAAAACGGGAAUCCUCAAAGAAGGCUCAAGUGGCCGAUCUGCUAAAAGAGGUCACUGACACGGCUAUUAAGAGUAUACCGGAUCAGGAUACUCAAGUCGAAGAAGAGGAUGAAGUGCAUCUACAGCGGCGGCCCACAAGACAACGAGUCUCCGAAUCGGCCAGUCGACCGCAACCAGUGAAGAAAAAGCGGAACAAGAAUCUGAAGGCCAGCUAUGACUUCUCGGACUCGGAAUAG